UUUAACUCUUGAAAAAUGGCAACGUCUGCUAGUAGAAUCAAAAAUGUUAUUUUAACAGGAAGACCAGGAAUAGGAAAAACAACUCUUAUAAAGAAAAUCCACAGUGCUCUUAGUGAUUCUGGACUGAAGGCGAGUGGGUUCUACACAGAGGAGCUGCGAUCAGAUGGACAGCGGUUAGGAUUUGAUGUGGUUACCUUGGAUGGUAACAGAGGACCACUGGCGAGAAUACAAGACACUGAAAGUGGCAGUGUUUCACAUAAAAGGAGCCAUUUUGUCGGUAAAUAUGAAGUGAAAGUCACUUCAUUUGAAAACCUUGCUCUCCCGGCCUUGAGGAUACCAAAAAAUCUGCAGGCAGAUACUGGACAUUCUCAAAUUUUUAUCAUUGAUGAGAUUGGUAAAAUGGAACUCUUUAGUCAAACAUUUGUGACCAUGGUGAGGGAACUUCUAAAGAAUCCCAGCUCUUUCAUCAUAGCCACAAUACCAAUACCUAAAGGCAGACCAAUUCCUUUUGUGGAAGAAAUCAGGAACCACAAUCAGACACAACUCUUCACAGUCACCAUGGAAAACAGGAACCAUAUUUUGGAUGAAAUCUUGAGUACAGUACACUCAGUUGUUAGAUAGGAAUAAUACCAUCUGAUGUGUUCUAAAACAGUUUAUAUUAGAAUUUCAACUGUAAAAAAGGGGGUUAUAAAUCUAACAUUUGUAAUUACCCGGUACCUUCUCAACAUUAAAUAAAUGUUGCAUAAUCUUA
Saccostrea echinata is the source of this 751-nucleotide messenger RNA. Its product is annotated as cancer-related nucleoside-triphosphatase-like. The record is from RefSeq and is a predicted model, not a curated record. The coding region runs from base 16 to 621 and encodes 201 amino acids. Lineage: Eukaryota; Metazoa; Mollusca; Bivalvia; Ostreida; Ostreidae. Gene Ontology annotation, molecular function: ATP hydrolysis activity. The transcript has 5 exons.